Exserohilum turcica Et28A is the source of this 627-nucleotide messenger RNA. RefSeq lists its product as uncharacterized. Bases 1 to 627 code for a protein of 208 amino acids. The transcript has a single exon. Gene Ontology annotation, molecular function: acyltransferase activity, transferring groups other than amino-acyl groups. The record is from RefSeq and is a predicted model, not a curated record. Lineage: Eukaryota; Fungi; Ascomycota; Dothideomycetes; Pleosporales; Pleosporaceae.
AUGGCAGACUUCAACUUCCACAUUACCACCCCCCGCCUCUACAUCUCGUACUGCAACCCCGCCAACGAUGACCACUGCGACUCGACCAUUGAACUGCUGCACGGUGCGCCGUCGAUGCGCUUCAAUCCCGACGCCAAAAAGGAAAUUCCAGAUCGCGAGGCCGCGCGCAAAAUGCUCGAAAAUAUGAGCAAGAUGAUGCAAGAAAAGGGCUAUGGUCGCUACAUGGUGUCACUGCGAUCCGACGAACAUGCAGAAAUACCCUUUUCAGAGAGAAAACUCGAGACAAUUGGCGUUGUGAGCAUGCAGCUGGGCCGUGUUGAAGGUGUACAAGGACCUACAAUUCCGGAUGUGGGCUUCAGCAUCAUCGAGCGGUAUCAUGGCAAGGGCUAUGCAAGUGAAGCGGUAGAGGGCUUGAUGAAGUAUUACUCUGAAAAAGGCGUGCGUGCAUUUGCGGGCUUUACGAGUGACGAGAAUGAGAGUGCAAAGAAACUGUUUCGCCGACUGGGGUACAAGAACCAUGGCGUGAGGACGGUACGUGGAAUCAGGUGGUCUGACGUCGACAUAGAAGUCGACAUCUGGACAUGGGGUCUUGAAGAGGGGCAGAAGCUGGAGGAUUUUGGUUUGUAG